AUGUCUGGUGCUAGAGAUAUUCGUCCUCGUGAGAGUGAGGUUGCUUCCCAACCUGGGCUCCUCGCCACUUCACCUAACGCCUCCUUUCACUCUCCCUCCAGCCAUGGGUCAGCACUCAAUCGAACGGUCCCUAUCGUCAAUGCGAAGCAUCUUAAGCCAUUCGCUACUGAGGAUAUCAAGGUUCUACUUUUGGAGAACGUCAAUGUGACUGGCCGUGAAAUUCUCCAGCGUCAGGGCUACCAGGUGGAAUAUUUGAAAUCUUCUCUUCCGGAGGACCAGCUCAUUGAGAAGAUUCGUGAUGUGCACGUCAUCGGUAUUCGAUCCAAGACCAAGCUCACUGCGCGUGUUUUGAAGGAGGCCAAGAACCUGAUCGUGAUCGGCUGCUUCUGCAUUGGAACCAACCAGGUGGACCUUCAAUAUGCUGCCGCGCACGGUAUUGCCGUCUUCAACUCACCCUUCAGCAACUCUCGUAGUGUCGCCGAGUUGGUCAUCGGUGAGAUCAUUACUCUCGCUCGUCAGUUGGGCGACCGCUCUAUCGAAAUGCACAACGGCACCUGGAAUAAGGUCAGCAACAAGUGCUGGGAGAUCCGCGGCAAGACAUUGGGUAUUAUUGGAUAUGGUCACAUUGGCGCUCAGCUCUCCGUAUUGGCAGAGGCCAUGGGUAUGACAGUCAUCUUCUACGAUGUAUUGAAUCUGAUGGCAAUGGGAUCUGCCCGCCAAGUCGAGACAUUGAAUGAUCUUUUGGCCGAGGCUGAUUUCGUCACUUGCCAUGUGCCUGAGCUUCCCGAGACCAAGGGUAUGAUCGGUCAACCCCAAUUUGAGAAGAUGAAGGUUGGCAGCUACCUGAUCAAUGCCAGCCGUGGAACUGUUGUGGAUAUUCCUGCCCUCAUCGAUGCCAUGCGGAGCGGCAAGGUGGCCGGUGCUGCGCUUGAUGUGUACCCUAACGAACCCGCCGGCAACGGUGACUACUUCACUAAUGAUCUGAAUGCGUGGGGAACUGAUCUACGUUCACUCAAGAACCUGAUUCUGUCCCCCCAUAUUGGAGGAAGCACUGAAGAGGCCCAGAGUGCAAUCGGUAUUGAGGUUGCCCAGGCGUUGAGUCGCUAUGUCAAUGAGGGUAGCACCUUGGGCGCUGUCAAUCUACCCGAAGUCACCCUUCGUUCUUUGACUAUGGAUGAACCCAACCACGCUCGUGUCAUCUAUAUUCACCACAAUAUUCCCGGUGUGCUGCGUAGAGUCAACGAGAUUAUUGGCGACCACAAUGUCGAUAAGCAAAUGACCGAUAGCAGAGGCGAUGUUGCCUACCUGAUGGCCGAUAUCAGCAACGUGGACGCUACUGUGAUCAAGGAAUUGUAUCAAAGCCUUGAGAGCCUCGACUCCCGAAUUAUGACCCGUGUUCUAUACUAG
Molecule: messenger RNA, 1407 nt
Organism: Penicillium taxi
Lineage: Eukaryota; Fungi; Ascomycota; Eurotiomycetes; Eurotiales; Aspergillaceae
Product: D-3-phosphoglycerate dehydrogenase
Exons: 6
Coding region: 1-1407 (468 amino acids)
Molecular function (GO): NAD binding; oxidoreductase activity, acting on the CH-OH group of donors, NAD or NADP as acceptor
Source: RefSeq, a predicted model, not a curated record